AAAAAAAAAACAACAACAAAACCCCAUCAGCCGAGCCGAGCCGAGGCUCGCUGACAUCACUGCUGGCGUCGUCUCCACCGUAAUCCUUCCUGCAUGUGAGGAGAGUAACUGAAUUAGUCUCAGAUUCCAUCACUCCAUUCGUAUCUCAUCCUCCACGAUAUGCCACGUGUCCCAUGGACCCCACCUACCCACCCCUAUAAAACCCCCAAAAUCAACUCUCAAUCCAUUAAUCGAAUCGAAUUGAAUUGUGUGUAAGCUGAGUUCAUCGUCCAUCAAUGGCUCCCGAGAAUUUCAACCCUAAUGGCAAUGCAUCUAAUUUGCCAUGGGAGGAUGGUUUUCUUGAUUCACUGUCUAUUGUAAACUCUGAGAAAGCCGUAAAGGAAGUCAUCCAACCGCCUCUUGUUGAAGGGAUUGAUGAUCAUCUUGUGGAGUUUUCAGAGGCCAUGAGAACUGUUAGUAAGGUCUUAAGACGAGCAGCAGAGGGGAAAGCUUCUGCUCAAGCUGAGGCGUCAGAAUGGAAACGUAAAUAUGAACUGGAGAGAGAACGGAAUCGACAGUUGGAAAAUACAGAGCUUAACAGUAACUACACUGUGGAGAAAGGUGACAACUCAGCAGACCACCUUAAACUCAUGUCUGAAACCGAUGAACCAUCUCAAUUUUGUAAUGAAAAAAAUGGAAUUUACUCUCAUGAGGUUCUUCGAGACAGGGAGCAUAACGCGUAUUCCAAUGUUCAUGGCAAGCUUAUCAGGAAGGCAUCAUUCAAGCUACAAUGGUAUUGUAAAGGUGAAAAGAACGAUCAACAUAAACACGAUAUUGUCUCCUUUGAAAAGGGAAAUAUAACGACAGCAGAACGUAGCAGCAAACAGAUUUGUUUGAAGUGGGAAUCUCCUCCACAGACUGUUCUCAUCCUGACAAAACCAAAUUCGACUUCUGUUAAAGUUAUUUGUGCAGAAAUGGUUAGGUGGUUGAAGGAGAAGAAGUUAAAUAUUUAUGUGGAACCAAGGGUAAGAACAGAACUCGUAACGGAGUCCGCAUACUACGACUUUGUGCAGACUUGGAAAGAUGAUGAUGGCUUUUUGCUUCUGCAUGAGAAAGUUGAUCUUGUUGUAACUCUUGGCGGGGAUGGAACCGUGCUUUGGGCAGCAUCAAUGUUUAAAGGCCCGGUUCCUCCAAUUGUGCCAUUUUCUUUGGGCUCGUUGGGCUUUAUGACUCCAUUUCAUAGUGAACAAUACAAAGAAUGUCUUAAAUCAAUCCUCCAAGGUCCAAUUAGUAUCACACUUCGACAUCGUUUGCAGUGCCACGUGAUUCGUGAAUCGGCUAAAACCGAGGACGAGACCGAAGAGCCAAUACUCGUGUUAAACGAGGUUACCAUUGACCGUGGGAUUUCAUCAUUCCUUACAAAUCUCGAAUGUUAUUGUGAUAACUCAUUUGUCACGUGUGUACAAGGAGAUGGCUUGAUCUUAUCAACCACUUCGGGAAGCACUGCAUACUCCCUUGCCGCCGGAGGUUCCAUGGUCCAUCCACAGGUUCCUGGCAUCUUAUUCACCCCAAUAUGUCCACAUUCCUUGUCGUUCCGACCUCUAAUAUUACCAGAGUACGUAACACUUAGAAUCCAAGUCGCCCUCAAUAGUCGAGGUCCUGCAUGGGUGUCGUUUGAUGGGAAAGAUCGAAAACAAUUGAGUCAAGGUGAUGCACUUGUGUGCAGCAUGUCUAUCUGGCCUGUGCCCACAGCUUGUAGAGGGGAUUCCACCAAUGACUUCUUGCACAGCAUUCAUGAAGGCCUGCAUUGGAACUUGAGAAAGACUCAAUCUGGUGACGGACCCCGAGACUCGUGAUUAACGAGUCGGCGGGUUUGAUCAUUGGUGGUGUUGUAGUUUAGCUUGUAAUUUUAUGUGGUGAAUGAUGUAGAUUAUAGGUGGAUAACCAGUUAGUGACCAAGAUUGAAGUAAUUUAUACAAACAACUAG
This is a messenger RNA of Helianthus annuus (common sunflower), 1966 nucleotides long. RefSeq names its product NAD(H) kinase 1. Gene Ontology annotation, molecular function: NAD+ kinase activity. Gene Ontology annotation, biological process: NADP+ biosynthetic process; NAD+ metabolic process. Lineage: Eukaryota; Viridiplantae; Streptophyta; Magnoliopsida; Asterales; Asteraceae. The record is from RefSeq and is a predicted model, not a curated record. The transcript is spliced from 11 exons. The coding region runs from base 276 to 1835 and encodes 519 amino acids.